AUGUAUCCCGCAGCACCACAGCAGCCCCUUGCCCGCCCUGCUGCCCCCUCUCCCUCCCCCUCACAACCCUUGCGUGCACACCAGCCCCCCCUGGCUGCUGCAGCGGGGGGAGGUGUGGCAGUGGGGAUGGGAGGAGGGCCACCAGGAGCCAUUGCUGGUACCGCCACCGGUGCUGCUGGGGUGGCUGGGAGUGCUGGCGGUGCUGCAUGUGUGCCGGGUGUGGGCCCAGGCACAGCAGCACCCGUGCCCUCUCUCCGCACCACGAGCCCCAGCCCUCAGUUCUUCCCCACCGGGCAGCUGCAGCAGCACAAGCCACCGCAGGCGUUUCAGCAGCUGCUUCCGCAGCAGCAGGCAGCACAGCAGCAGGCAGGGCCGACUGGUGUGGCUGUGCCAGCAGGGGCGAGGCUGGGAGGAGGCAUGGCAGGGCAGCAGGGGGGGGCUGCGGGGAUGGGCCCAGCUGCUGGUGGCGCUGCUACAGGGACACUGCCUGGCAUCGUUGCUGCUGCAGGAGGGCCGGUGCGAGUGGCAAUGGGUGGUGGGGUUGGUGGGCCGGCGGGAGUGGCUGGAGCAGGAGCGAUGCAGCAGCCUGGACUGCCCCUGCACGCACAGCAGCAGCAACAGCCUCCCCAGAUGGUUGUUGGCCCUGGGGGCCGCAUGAUGCCCCGCGCUGCACCUGUAGGCAUGGCAGCAGCAGGAGGAGGAGCAGCAGGAGCACCUGCAGCAGGUAUGGGUGCAGCCAUGCCAGCAGCUGUUCCCGGACCUCAGUUGGCCAGGCCUGGGAUGCCCAUUUCUGCCGGAGGCCCGGGAGGAGCAGCUGUAGGCAUGGCAGGCCGCGGAGGACCAGGCUUGGCUGCCUCCCAGCCAGGCCUUGCCCGUGGGCUGGGAGCAGGUCGGGGUACAGGCCCGGGAAUAGGUCCGGGAAUAGGUCCGGGAGCAGGCUCGGUAACAGGGUACAUGGGGCGAGGAGGUCUGGGAGUGGCAGCAGAGGUGGUGGGAGAGUCACAUGGGGGUGCAGCAGCUGCAGGCAUGGGUGGGCGGGGGGUGGGCCUGGCACAGCAGGGCAGGCCAGGGCAGGCGGCAGCAAUGGCGGCGGGUGGGGGCCCGGGCAUGGGGAUGGGGGGAGCAGGUGGAGCAGCAGCGGGGACGAUGGUGGGGGGCCAGGCGGGCAUGGCACGGCGUGUGGUGGGGGGCGUUGUGGGGGCGGGAGCGCCUGUGGCAGGGGCGGUGGGAGGGCCGGUGGGGGUUGGAGUGGGCAUGGCAGGGGCAGCAGGCGGGGGAGCCGUUGGUAGUGCUGGCGGGCCGAUGGGCCAGCGGCCUCCGAUGCAGCAGCAGCAGCCACAGGCACAGCAGCAGUUCCAGGCACAGCAACGGGCAGCACAGCCACAGUUUCAGCAGGUGCAGGCGGGUGGAGGGGCAGGAGGAGUAGGUGGAGUGGUGGCAGGCCACGCAGGGGGCAUGCAGCGAGUGGGUGUGGGGCAGGGCGUGGCAGGGCAGCAGCCUACAGUGGCAGGAGUCACUGCCGGGGCAGCAGCAGGCGGGCCAGCAGGCGGCGUGGGAGGAGGAGGAGCAGCAGGGCCUGCAAUGGCUGCCCGCCCGCUGCCCCACGCUCCUGCCGCUGCUGCCGCUGUUGCUCCUGGCGUGCCACAGCCCACUGCCGCUGCUCCUGCUGCUGCUGCCCCGCCUGCUGCUUCUGCUGCUGUUGCAGGGGCAGGGGGCGUGAGGCCGCCUGGGCAGCCCCCGCGGUAUCUCAAGCUGUGGGAGGUGAGCUGA
Closterium sp. Yama58-4 is the source of this 1770-nucleotide messenger RNA. NCBI's taxonomy places the organism in Eukaryota, Viridiplantae, Streptophyta, Zygnematophyceae, Desmidiales, Closteriaceae. The record is from the annotation of a GenBank genome assembly.